AACGUCCCCCACAAGCCCGACAAUGAGUCACCGUAAGUACGAAGCCCCUCGCCACGGUUCCCUCGGUUUCCUGCCAAGAAAGCGUGCUGCCCGUCACCGGGGCAAGGUCAAGUCGUUCCCGAAGGAUGAUCCCAAAAAGCCAGUUCACUUAACUGCCAUCAUGGGCUACAAGGCUGGCAUGACCCAUGUUGUUCGUGACCUCGACCGGCCAGGAUCCAAAAUGCACAAGCGUGAGAUUGUGGAGGCUGUUUCGAUUGUCGAGACCCCUCCCAUGAUGGUUGUCGGUGUUGUCGGCUAUGUUGAGACUCCUCGCGGUCUCCGCACUCUUACUACCGUCUGGGCAAACCACCUUUCGGAUGAGGUCAAACGUCGGUUCUACAAGAACUGGUACCGCUCGAAGAAGAAGGCGUUCACCCGGUACGCCAAGAAGCACGCUGAGGACGGUGGCAAGUCGACGGCCCGCGAACUCGAGCGUAUCCGCAAGUACUGCACUGUCGUCCGUGUGCUUUCCCACACCCAGAUUCGCAAGACCGGUCUGAGCCAGAAGAAGGCUCACUUGAUGGAGAUUCAAGUGAACGGUGGCUCUAUCGCAGACAAGGUCGAGUUUGCCCAAGGCCUCUUCGAGAAGCCUUUCGACGUCAACUCGAUCUUCGAGCAAGAUGAGGUCAUUGAUGUCAUCGCCGUUACCAAGGGUCACGGCUUUGAGGGUGUUACCCACCGUUGGGGUACCAAGAAGCUGCCGAGAAAGACCCAUAAGGGUCUUCGCAAGGUUGCUUGUAUCGGUGCAUGGCAUCCUUCGAAAGUCAUGUUCUCCGUUGCUCGUGCUGGUCAAAACGGAUACCACCACCGCACGGAACUUAACAAGAAGAUCUACCGCAUCGGUUCUGGCACCGAUGAGGCUAACGCUUCGACCGAGUCUGAUGUCACGAAGAAGGCUAUCACGCCCAUGGGUGGCUUCCCCCACUACGGCAUUGUCAAGAAUGACUUCCUGAUGCUGAAGGGAUCCAUCCCUGGAACGAAGAAGCGUGUCGUUACUCUGCGCAAGUCGUUGACGGUACACACCUCUCGUCGGGAUCUUGAGAAGGUCCAGCUCAAGUUCAUUGAUACCUCGUCGAAGUUUGGUCACGGCUCGUUCCAAACGUUCGAGGAAAAGGCUGCGUUCCUUGGAACCCUCAAGGCCAGAGAUUGAUUGCAUUAUCCACGUAUUACCUAGGCACUUCAUGUUUUUUCUUUUGCGCUACGCCCUUGCAUGUGAUGUAUGCUGUAAUCCAC
Messenger RNA from Coniophora puteana RWD-64-598 SS2, 1272 nucleotides. RefSeq lists its product as uncharacterized. The transcript is spliced from 7 exons. Bases 23 to 1189 code for a protein of 388 amino acids. Lineage: Eukaryota; Fungi; Basidiomycota; Agaricomycetes; Boletales; Coniophoraceae. Gene Ontology annotation, cellular component: ribosome; cytosolic large ribosomal subunit. Gene Ontology annotation, biological process: ribosomal large subunit assembly; translation. Gene Ontology annotation, molecular function: RNA binding; structural constituent of ribosome. The record is from RefSeq and is a predicted model, not a curated record.